GCGACGAUGAACAGAAUAGAAGGUUUCGCUCAGCCUAUAUUUUAGGACUCAAGUAAUCAGCGCAUAGAAAUAGAGAGGAAAAGGUCCCCCUGCUGGUGCGUUGACUUUUAGUCGAGAAACUUGUAAUGUCAUGUCAUAUGAAAGUGGGGUAUUGGAAGGUGCUGUCCAUGCGGCAUAAAUGUAGUCGUUCUACUCCGAUAUUCUAUCUCGCUCUCCAUCGAAUAGAGGCUUAGAACAGAAUGCAAGCUCGCCAAAGCGCGUGGUGGCGCGGCCGUGGGGUAGCCUGGCGCCGAAUCAGCUCUAGUCGAUAUCAUGGAGGCACUCUUAUGGGUAAAGUUGAUUGCCUCCGAUUAGUGUAUGCUGCCUCAGGAUUGUUCGCUGGUAGAUGACAACUCUCUUUCUCACUUGCUCUCUCUAAGUAGCCUUAACACUUCUGGUACUUGAAUCUCACGCUUUACACGUUAUUGAAAUCGCUUACUAAUAGGAGACAAGAAAACCUGAACCCACGUACACCGACCACGAUUUCUACAUCGCAGGGUUCUUACCCAUCUCUAAAAAAGUGGAGCGUGUGCAUAGUCGCAGUUAUGGCACUGUGGCACCAUCUCAGAGUGCAGCAAGAACCGUUAAUCCGAUUCGGCGACUCAUAGAACGCACGAAUGUUGCCCCAAAUCCAGAGUUGGACGUACUGUGUUUUAGGAUGUUGACUCAACAGGAGUCAUAAUAUCAUGAGUUGCUAUUAUUUUAUAGGUGAAGGAACCAACAUGAUGAUGCAGAUGAUCCCCUUUUCAGAAGAAGAAGUUCUUGGUGUAAUAAAAUCAAUCAAUCAAAUCCAAAUCGUAUCUACCCUCUGAAGCAUCAAUAUGAGCCUGAUCCAGGUCAUUCCGUUAUCGAUAGGAGAUCCAACGCACUUCGGAAAUUUCCACGCACCUUCCACUCUUCCGGCGAAAAUGACUGAACUUUUGCAAGCCGAAAAGUUAUGCCUCAUACAGUUGAAAAAUGUUGAUCACCUCCUUCAAAAACAACUAGAGCACCAGCUACGUAUACUUACAACAAUUCUACGUGCUAUAUUAAAUUCGUUGAAAAAUGUUGAUCAUCUUCAAAAUCAAAAAGAACAUCAACUACGUAUACUUAUAACAACUUCGAUCGAAGUUCUACUACGUAUAUAUAAGAAGCUGAAACAUCUAAGACCCUCCAACGGGUAUGGGCACUCAUCGGGGCUGCUAUCGGCCCGUGAGAGCGUGGCUCGGCGUUUUUCAGGGCAGAGCAAAUUCCCGCUAGCACCGGACGACGUGAUCAUGGCCAGCGGUUGCAGUCACGCCUUGGAUCUCGCGAUGCAAGUAUUGGCUGACCCGGAGGUACAACUUUUUAAUUUCAGUAAGCACUUUUUUUACCACUUGUUCAUCGAUCAGAAUAUAACUAGUACACAACAACACGACAAGAACAUCUUGAUGUUAUUGCUACACAACCACGACAGAAACACAAUAUUCUAUUGCCCCGACCCGGAUUUUCGUUGUACGAAACGCUAGCAUCCUCAAGGGGUAUCGCCACGAAGUACUACCUUAAGGCUACCGCUGAAGCAUGUCCUUAACUACUAUGUCGUAGUUAAGGGGAAAAAGAACUCAAGGAAUAUGUCGUAGUUAAUAGCAUUACUCUCAAAGAAAUCCACAGCGUCACUCUCACUCUUGGCACCUUUUCAAGGGGAAAAAGAAGUGUCCAAGUAAAAUGCUCGCAAGGAACAAGUAGAUGCGAAAGUCUCUAACUACCGUUUGGACCCAGACCGGCAAUGGGAAAUCGAUCUAACCGAUUUAGAAUCGAAGAUAGACGAGAACACAGCAGCUAUUUUGAUCAAUUCGCCGAGCAAUCCCUGCGGUAGCGUUUUCUCACGAGAACACCUCAACGACAUCGUGCGGAUAGCGGAGAAGCAUAAGAAACCGAUCAUAGCUGACGAAAUCUAUGCCAACAUGGCUUUCGAUUUAAGAAAUGUCGAUAUUAUUGUUUCACCCACAUCAUGAUAGGUAAUGAUGCCCUUAAGGCAGUCUGCGCUGAACUUUGUGCGAGGUUAAUUGUAUGAUAGGUAAGAGCACAACUUCUGCAGUCCCAGUUAUGGAAAUGAACACUUUCUUGAAUCUACCUUGGCCUGUCCCGGUCUGUGAAAUGUUUGUAGUCUACCUUAUGUCUUCCUGAUAUGCCUUUUAUAAUCACUCCCGCGAGAAACGUGUUGCUGAAUGAAGUAAGCGAACGCGUGCCAUUCUUGGCUACCGGUGGACUGGCCAAGCAGUACAUGAUCCCAGGUUGGCGAGUGGGUUGGUGUUAAGGAAGGUUCUUGGAAGCAUAUCCUCUAAUAAAUUAUAUUGGUUGUUCUUUUAAGUAGUGUUCAUAGGCAGGAUUCGUAGAACUCAAAAAAGAUUCAGGGAAGUCGUAGGUCCAAUCCGAAUCGACUAACAUCAUUAGGCAGGAUAGAUAGGCCAUCCAAGUGAGAGAGAGUCAACAUAGAUAUGCAAGAUAGAAAGGGAGAGGUCAUCAACCUGCAAGUCCUAAUGAUGCCUAGUGCACGAUCGAGGUGGCGCUUUCGACAAAGUCCGAGGAGCAUUGCAAGACUUGUCCACGCUUCUGCUAGGACCAAGCACACUACAGCAGGCGGCGGUGCCGCACUUGUUGGACGAAACGCCGCCUCAAUAUUACGCCGACGUGAUGGCACAGCUGAAGGGGAACGCAGACGUCAUUAUCAAUAUUCUAGGGAGCGAAGAAGAGGAGCUCGGGAUACGCGUAAUCAAGCCGCAGGGCGCGAUGUACGUCCUCCUACAAGUGGACGUGGAUGUUGCAGCUUUACAUCCUGACCGCCCAGUGGACGACGUGGAAUGGUGCAAGGAUCUGCUCGCAUCCGAGUUUAUGGUCAAAACGCAAGAAUGAUGAAGUGGACUUUUUUUUCGAAGUGGACAAGGGGAUGAAAGGUACCAAAUGCCCUUUCUCCAUAGAAUACUCACAAGAAGCAAAAAAGCUGAGAGUAGGCGUAGGGUUCCACGAGGAAUGAAAGUGCCCUGCCUCUGGUGACAAGAGGAGGGAGCCAACAUCACACGAAUAGAUAGUGAUAUACUUAUUCUUAUUGCAGCAAGAUAAAUUAGGUGCUAUCAUACAGGCCUGUUCUGUAUUCAUUCUAUUUCUAAAACGGUAAACUCAUUCUCGUAUUUGUUCCCGGCGAUUAUCUCAAGCUUACCAGUUUAUCACAAAAACUCUGCUCUAAUGAGGCAGUAUUCGCCUUGCCUGGUCAGGUGUUUGGAGCUGAUGGAUUCAUACGGAUUGUUACGUCGCCGCCGAAGGCUAAGCUAGAGGAAGCCUGCGCUCGCAUCAAGCGCUUCUGCCGCAAACGUCGUGAAAGCCGCAUGAACUGAGUUGAGGUGGUGUACGUACUUACUGUGGUCGGCCCCACACGAAUAAAGUGCCUCUUAUAUGGCGGAAAAGUGGCGGAUAAAGUGUCGUGAAACAUCAGUAUUGUGUCUGCUAAUCGGCGAAAAAGGCGAGGAUAGCGUUAGCGAGAAACAACUGUCGUUAAAAUAAAACAAUUAUUUGAAUGUUGCGCGCUUCGAGGACUACGACAUUGUUAUUUUUCACAAAUACAGUAGAUUCAGUGUUCUUAGUUAUCGAGAUACAGAUACGCGACACAUCGAAGAUGCCUUUGACAGAUUGGCAAGUAUUCCCUUUUCAACGCGGACUAUACGAAAAAGUUCUGAGUAGUCAAAUUGUACAGAUGCGUGUAGAAAGACAACUACAGCAAGUAGUACAUAGUACGACCUAGAUGAACGUGUUGCUCCACCCAAAAAGAAUUCGAUGAAGACACUACCACUACUGCUAUUAACUGAUCCAUAUUACUUGCUUGUCUGCAUUCAUAGAGCAGCAGCCUGACGUGUAGAAAAGGAUUCCGAAGAGAUUCAUCUGCACCGACAGAUGUAAAACGUUGAUAAGUGCGGUCCUGGAAUUUUUUAAUUCAAACCGACUGCUUCUAUCAACAUAUCCGAG
Messenger RNA from Amoebophrya sp. A25, 4014 nucleotides. The record is from the annotation of a GenBank genome assembly. NCBI's taxonomy places the organism in Eukaryota, Dinophyceae, Syndiniales, Amoebophryaceae.